AUGCCUGAGGAGUUCGGGUCAAGGUCCAAGGCAAAUGGCCAGGUCAGCGUUGUGCCACCACAGAUGGCCAAACGAGCUAGGGCAAUGAUCUGGGACCAGUCGCAAGUCUUUGUUGCCUCCGCCGAUGGCGAUUUGCUCCUGUGCUUCCGUGUGGCUGUCUUUCUUUGUGCCUGGAACGCCAGGCCAAGUGAGAAACGGCCACUUUCGUCCGCCUGUAUCCCUGCUAGCAUCGAAGCAUCGAACGUGCUUCCUUUGUGCUCUGAGACGGAGUCAAGGCCCGCUGGAAAGGCCCCUGGCCUGGAGCCGCCUGGGCGGUUUCCCUCGUCGCUAAACCUCUGA
Sporothrix schenckii 1099-18 is the source of this 339-nucleotide messenger RNA. RefSeq lists its product as uncharacterized. The record is from RefSeq and is a predicted model, not a curated record. Lineage: Eukaryota; Fungi; Ascomycota; Sordariomycetes; Ophiostomatales; Ophiostomataceae. Bases 1 to 339 code for a protein of 112 amino acids. The transcript has a single exon.